Cyprinus carpio (common carp) is the source of this 1548-nucleotide messenger RNA. Its product is annotated as zinc finger BED domain-containing protein RICESLEEPER 2-like. The transcript is spliced from 2 exons. The coding region runs from base 88 to 999 and encodes 303 amino acids. The record is from RefSeq and is a predicted model, not a curated record. Lineage: Eukaryota; Metazoa; Chordata; Actinopteri; Cypriniformes; Cyprinidae.
AGCAUUGUAGAAGACUCAGGUUUCCUUGAUGUUUUGCAAGUGGCGUCUCAAGACUCAUCCUAUAAGCCACCGUCAAGAGCCACAGUUAUGACGAAAAUCCACGAGCUCUAUGAAAACGAAAAAGAAAAAAGGAAAGAGGUCUUGGCUCAAGUAAAUCAUAUCGCCCUGACAGGAGACCAUUGGACAUCAGUGAGUAACAACAAUUACCUCGGAGUAACUGCACAUUUCAUCAGUGACACGUGGGAACUGAAGUCUUUUGCGCUGACUAUAUUAAAAACUGAGGAGCGUCAUUUUGCGGAGGCUUGUAAAGAACAGUUCCUGUCUGUUGCACGGAAGUGGGACAUCGAGGGCAAGACAACAACCAUUGGGACUGACAGUGCACGCAACAUGGUUGCCGCAAUUCGACUUACACGCUAUGAACACAUGAACUGUGUCGCUCACAUGGUGCAGAGAAGUGUCACAGUUAGUCUUGCUGACAGCGGCUUUGUAAAUGCUUUGGCCAAGGCUCGCAAAGUUGUCGGUCAUUUUAAGCACAGCCCAGCAAAUGCUACGGAGCUUAGCACACAACAAGUCAGCCUGGGAAAGAAGCAAGAGCCAUUGAUCCAGGAUGUUUCAACACGUUGGAAUUCGACGCUGGAAAUGGUCAAGUGCGUGAGCAGAAAUAAAGAGGCUGUCAUCGCAGCCCUGGACAAUCAGGAGCACAAACUCGUUUUGCCGACCGCAGCAGAGUGGGAUAAACUGCAGAGGCUGGAGACACUUCUAGAGCCAUGCAGGUAUGUAACUGAGCUCCUGGGUGGAGAGGCCUAUGUCUCCUGUUCUGUGGUACUACCUUCUCUCUGCCACUUGCGUCUCAAGAUGGAAGCCUGUGAUGAGGACCCUGCAUAUGUGGUGAGAUUCAAGACCAAGUUCAAGAGAGGACCUAGCAGCCCGUCAAGAACAGCUCAACAAUGCAUGGCUCCAGAUUGCUACAGUUUUUGGAUCCUCGUUUCAAAGACUUGAAAUGCCUGCCCAAGACAGACAGGGAAGCGGUGUGGACCACACUUGAAGGGAUGCUGCAACAAGAAUCACCCAGAAAGUCUUCACAGACACAUGAUGAUGGGCCACCUAGGAAGAAAAUCAGCCUUCUGCAAAUGGGCUCAGAUUCAGAAUCAGAAGAUGAAGAGGUCCAACCUGCCAUACAGAGGUACAGAGCAGAGCCCACCAUUAAAUUGGAGGACUGCCCCUUGAGGUGGUGGGCAUCUCAUUCAGGAGCCCAUGAGAAGCUGGCCUCACUAGCUCACAAAUAUCUAGCCACUACUGCAACCACUGUUCCCUGUGAACGACUUUUUCUCAGUUGCAGGUCACAUUGUGAACAAGAAAAGGUCAGCUUUACUUUCAGAAAAUGUGAAAAAGUUAGUUUGCCUCAGCAACUGGCUGAAAGAUGAUAAAGCUCAGUAGAUUUGAAAGGUGAUGUUCAAACAAAAAGACCAGUUUCAGUGCAACAUGUUAUAGUAGUUAGCAACUGGAUUUUUGAGCAACUGGAUUAAAGAAUGGAGGAAAAGGUAAAAG